AUGUCCUCCAGCUCAGAGAAAUGCCCCGUCGACCACUCCUCUCUCUCUGCCUCGCCCGACAAAUGCCCUGUCGACCACAAGGCCCGCUCAUCGUGGUUUAGCUUCUUCUCUUCCUCCUCUGAUGCAGCGAGCACCCAUUCCUCAUCGCAUCCACCUUCACAUCCAAACGGGGCGCCCUCCGUCCUCCCUUUGGACCGCGAGGUGUCGUCCAUACCCCGCGUCGAUGGCGGGAACUGGGUGUACCCCUCCCAAGCACAGUUCUACGCAGCGAUGGCGCGCAAAAAGCACAACCCACAGGCGUCAGACAUGCAAGUCGUCGUCCCGAUCCAUAACGCCGUCAACGAGCGCGCGUGGGCGGAGGUCAUGAAGUGGGAGACGCAGCAGGGAGGAGACAAGUGUGGCGGCGUGAAGCUGGUCAGCUUCAAGGGCAGGCCAAAAGACUUGACGCCGCGCGCUCGGUGGCGGACUUUGCUCGGCUAUUCACCACCGUUCGACCGGCAUGAUUGGGUCGUUGACCGUUGCGGGACGCGCAUUCGCUACGUUAUCGAUUUUUACACCGGGCACAACGCCGGUUCGCCCAACAACCUUUCGUUCUACCUCGAUGCGAGACCUGCGCUCGACAACUGGGAUGGCGUCCGGAUGCGUGUGGAACGGUUCUGGGAGCGGUGGACAGGAAAGCUACGGGGCAGCCCCGCACCACCCAGCGGACAUGCUCAAUCGAGCACUUAG
Molecule: messenger RNA, 729 nt
Organism: Postia placenta MAD-698-R-SB12
Lineage: Eukaryota; Fungi; Basidiomycota; Agaricomycetes; Polyporales; Adustoporiaceae
Exons: 2
Coding region: 1-729 (242 amino acids)
Biological process (GO): cytochrome c-heme linkage
Cellular component (GO): mitochondrion
Molecular function (GO): holocytochrome-c synthase activity
Source: RefSeq, a predicted model, not a curated record